AAAGAAAGUCGUCGUCACCAAGGCACACGUCCCUCCAAUGCUUCAGUCCUCCAAUGUUCAUCGGAGCAUAUACUACAUAAACCUCCUCCACUAUCCAAUUGUCGACUCUCUCUCUCACUCUCUCUCUCUCUCUCUCUUUGUGUCCUGUAACAUGGGAAAAAAGGAGAAUAAAAAAGAAAGUAAACUGAGCUGGUGCAUGAAGGCACCCAUUAGAAUCCUGAUAAAGCUGAGGGACCUCUACAUCCAAGGCAUGAAUGAAUGCUCCGGACGCCUGGACUACGGCAUGGCCAUGGGAUGCCCCACGCCACAAAUAUCCACUCUGCCAAAGAGCUUCAGCACCAACAGCGCCAGAUCCACCAACAAUGAAGAUUUCCGGGAGCUCAUGAGAGCUGCUUCUACGAGAAGCCAAGCCAAUAAAGCUCAAUGGGAUCUCCCUCAAAAACAGCAGCCUGCAAAGUCUCCGACGACUACACCGCCUAAUAAUUUCUCUCGGAGCCGUAGCGUUGGUUUCGGGAGGAUCGAUGAAGACAAGCCGUGCGAUUUUGGAGAAGAUGAUAUCAAGGUCAACACAGAUCAUGUAUAUCCAAGAAGCAGAAGCUACGCUGUCAAUAGGAGAACGAGGGUGUUUUAAGCAACAUUAUAUGGAAACGAGGUUGAAGAACAGGAAGCUUUCUUGUCCCUCGUUUUUAUCAUAUAUAUAUAGUUAAUUGUUUCUUUGUUUUUUGUUAUUUCGAUCUUGAAGUAAUUGUUUCUUUGUUUUUUGUUA
Messenger RNA from Alnus glutinosa, 766 nucleotides. RefSeq lists its product as uncharacterized. The transcript has a single exon. Bases 38 to 631 code for a protein of 197 amino acids. The record is from RefSeq and is a predicted model, not a curated record. NCBI's taxonomy places the organism in Eukaryota, Viridiplantae, Streptophyta, Magnoliopsida, Fagales, Betulaceae.